Fundulus heteroclitus (mummichog) is the source of this 1703-nucleotide messenger RNA. RefSeq names its product beta-1,3-galactosyltransferase 1. Lineage: Eukaryota; Metazoa; Chordata; Actinopteri; Cyprinodontiformes; Fundulidae. The record is from RefSeq and is a predicted model, not a curated record. Gene Ontology annotation, molecular function: N-acetyl-beta-D-glucosaminide beta-(1,3)-galactosyltransferase activity. Bases 122 to 1273 code for a protein of 383 amino acids. The transcript is spliced from 2 exons. Gene Ontology annotation, cellular component: membrane.
ACUUAUAUCACCUGGCCAGGUGUGACUAACAGCGGACAAGUCAACCGUAGGUGAUGGCCGACUUUGUGGCUAAAAGUUAAAACCGGAGCCUAAACGAGGGAAGAGUCGGGUCGCCGCAGUCAUGGGGCGUCAAGAACCUGUUUCGGGCGGAGAGGCUGACCUGAGAAGACUGUGUGCCAAGGACCUGAGUCAUCACAAGAUUCCACUCUUUCGCUUCUGGUUUUGUGGGCUGCUUAUGCUCUGUCUACUUGUGUUCGUUGCCUCUUUGGCCUUUUCGGACAGCGUUCUGUCAUGGUCUGAAAAACUUUUUUUUCACAGACGUUUCUACUGGUUUUUCAAUCAGAGCCAUCACAAUAAUGCACCUGCUUACAGAGUCCACCCAAAACACAAGGUUAUACUGAGUACAAUUAUUAACAACACAGAAUCUCCAGCUGUGCCUGGAGGUCUUCAGUACCAUCAAGCCUAUCCACGCAACUACCAGUUUGUUAUGGAUAACAGUGACGUUUGCAAAAAGAACCCACCUUUCCUGGUUCUGAUGGUUCCGGUGGCGCCAAAAAACAUUGCAGCUCGGGAUGCGAUCCGCCAGACGUGGGGCAAAUACGGAGUGAUUCAGGGUGAGGUGGUACGCACUCUUUUCAUGUUGGGUCUAGAUGGAGGAGUUGAUGUGGAGAAGCUCAAACAGGAAGAUCAGCAGCACCACGACCUGAUCCAGAGCAACUUUAUGGACACGUAUCUCAACCUGACUAUAAAAACCAUGGUGAUCAUGGACUGGCUGGCCACACGCUGCCCUACAGCAGCCUAUGCCAUGAAGGUGGACUCUGACAUGUUCCUGAAUAUUGAUAACCUGGUGCUGAUGCUGCAGAAGCCAGGGACACCUAAGCUGAACUACCUGACAGGAAUGCUUAUGUGGGACAGGCCAGUUAUCCGAUCCAAGAACUCCAAGUGGUACGUCUCUGAGGACCUGUACCCUGAUCCCAAGUAUCCCACAUACACUCUGGGCAUGGGAUACAUUUUUUCCAAUGAUCUUCCUAUAAAAUUUGUGGAGGUCUCAAAAUCUAUCAAACCCUUUAAUAUAGAGGAUGCUUAUAUUGGAAUGUGUAUGAAAAAGCUCGGACUUUCCCCAACAUCCCCACCAGAUCCUUCCCAAUUCAAGGCAUAUAAUUCAAAGUAUGACCGCUGUGAAUUUUCUAAGAUCAUUACAUACAUUCUUGGCUCUUCAGAACAAUUGAAAAACUAUUGGGCAGACCAUAAGAAACCUGGACCUCAUUGUUAGAACUGUUCACACUGCAUAUGAAAUAUGAAAUCACCCAGGGUUUAACUUAUUUCUAGAUGCUCCUUUAAUUUAAAAAUGCUACAUUUUCUGGAUGAAUUGCAUUAUUUUUAUACCUUAACUAUUUUUAUGUAAAACCUUUUCUUCACUUAUGAAGCAUAGAUGAAAUUAAAUUACAGUUAAUUGUACAGAAUGCAAACUGCUACCUGAUUACUAUUGUGAUUUUGGUGUGUGCUUACAUGUGCUUUUCUGCUUAUGUGUGUAAUAUUUACGAAGGAAAUCUGUUCAUGAACACUUUGUCUUGCUUAUUAUUUAAACUGAGGGGGGUGACCUGUGAUUUAACUAUUAAUGGAUGAAAAAAGAGCUGGGACAUAAACUCAACAUAAUGAAGUAAAAUGCAGCUAUAGGGAAAAAGGUUACUCUGUGAUAUAUC